Choloepus didactylus (southern two-toed sloth) is the source of this 4782-nucleotide messenger RNA. RefSeq names its product junctophilin 2 (gene JPH2). Gene Ontology annotation, cellular component: endoplasmic reticulum membrane; junctional membrane complex; sarcoplasmic reticulum. Bases 936 to 3011 code for a protein of 691 amino acids. The record is from RefSeq and is a predicted model, not a curated record. Lineage: Eukaryota; Metazoa; Chordata; Mammalia; Pilosa; Megalonychidae. The transcript is spliced from 6 exons.
GCUGUCGCCUCGGGGACUGUGAGGCACGCAAGUGGUGGCGGGGCUGAGAUUGCCAACCUCUGCCCUCAGGCGGAUUUGCGGUGUUCCAGGACGGGGUGUUCUGCAAGUCUUCCUCUCCCUCCCUUCCCCGACGCCUCCUCUCCCCACUCUCUGCCUGCAGACUCGGGGGACGCUGAGCGUGGAUGGUGGCUCUCACCCAUGCAAGAAGACACCAGAUUGCCCGCGGUGCCUACGAUCCGAUCCGUGGGCGGCUUCCCUUCCUCAUCCCACAAGCCACUCCCUGGCUCUGAGCACCAGCGCCUUCUGAAACACCCCCUCCCUCUUCGAAGGAGGCUGGGCUGGCCAGGGGGGUUAUUUUGGGAGCAGCUUCUGAGAUCCAAUGGCCUUGUUAGGGCAACGCUGACCUUUCCGUCCCGGGAGGAGGGCAGGAUCGGAGAAGGGGGCGGGGCGGCGGCGGGGAGAGCGACAGCCCCUCACGCCCACUGGGGUGCAGAAGAAGGGGGAACUCAGACUCUGGCUGGGGGCUGCCACCAACGGGGAAUUUCCCUCCAUGAAACGGACUGUAGUCCCCUCCACCCCCACCCCCACCCCCCUUUUUUUAACUGUGCUGCUUAAAGGGAUCCCACCGUUUCCCCUUUGACUCCAUGGAAGCCCGACUUGGGACAUUUUGGGGACUUUGAAUAGUUCCUUCCUGCUUCCUUCCCACCUGGCAGCUGACUGAGUGGAGGCCUCCCAGGCAUGGCACUGAGCAGCCGACCCAGGGCUGGCUUGGCCGGGCCCUUUCAGCCUCUGCCGGCAUCUUGCUCUCCCCCUCCCGGGGCGCGGUGGUGAGUCUGGGGGCCCAGCCCCGAGCACGCCUGGAGAGUGGCCCUGGCACCACCAUACCCCUGCCACCCAAGCUGGAGACUGGUGAGGUUGUCGGGGGCUAUGAUGAGAUGAGCGGGGGCCGCUUCGACUUUGACGAUGGCGGGGCGUACUGCGGGGGCUGGGAGGGGGGAAAAGCCCACGGGCACGGACUGUGCACUGGCCCCAAGGGCCAGGGCGAAUACUCGGGCUCCUGGAACUUUGGCUUUGAGGUGGCAGGCGUCUACACCUGGCCCAGCGGGAACACCUUCGAGGGAUACUGGAGCCAGGGCAAACGGCACGGGCUGGGCGUAGAGACCAAGGGGCGCUGGCUCUACAAGGGCGAGUGGACGCACGGCUUCAAGGGGCGCUACGGGACGCGGCAGAGCACCAGCAGCGGCGCCAAGUACGAGGGCACCUGGAACAAUGGCCUGCAGGAUGGCUAUGGCACCGAGACCUAUGCGGAUGGAGGGACGUACCAAGGCCAGUUCACCAAUGGCAUGCGCCACGGCUACGGUGUGCGCCAGAGCGUGCCCUAUGGGAUGGCCGUGGUGGUGCGCUCGCCCCUGCGCACGUCGCUCUCGUCCCUGCGCAGCGAGCACAGCAAUGGCACGGUGGCCCCGGACUCGCCCGCCUCGCCGGCCUCAGACGGCCCGACGCUGCCCUUCCCCGCCAUCCCGCGCGGCGGCUUCGCGCUCAGCCUCUUGGCCAACGCCGAGGCGGCCGCCCGGGCGUCCAAGGGCGGUGGCCUCUUCCAGCGCGGGGCGCUGCUGGGCAAGCUGCGGCGCGUCGAGUCGCGCACGUCCCUGGGCAGCCAGCGCAGCCGCGUCAGCUUCCUCAAGAGCGACCUCAGCUCAGGUGCCAGCGACGCCGCCUCCACCACCAGCCUGGGCGAGGGCGCCGAGGGUGACGAGGCCGCUCCGUUCGAGGCUGAUAUCGACGCCACCACCACUGAGACCUACAUGGGCGAGUGGAAGAAUGACAAGCGCUCGGGCUUCGGCGUUAGCGAGCGCUCCAGCGGCCUCCGCUACGAGGGCGAGUGGCUGGACAACCUGCGCCACGGCUACGGCUGCACCACGCUGCCCGAUGGCCACCGCGAAGAGGGCAAGUACCGCCACAACGUGCUUGUCAAGAGCACCAAGCGCCGCGUGCUGCCGCUCAAGAGCAACAAGGUCCGCCAGAAGGUGGAUCAUGGUGUGGAGGGCGCUCAGCGCGCAGCCGCAAUAGCGCGCCAGAAGGCUGAGAUCGCGGCCUCCAGGACGAGCCAUGCUAAGGCCAAAGCUGGGGCAGCGGAACAGGCCGCCCUGGCCGCCAACCAGGAGUCCAACAUUGCCCGCACUUUGGCCAGGGAGCUGGCUCCAGACUUCUACCAGCCAGGUCCUGAAUAUCAGAAGCGCCGGCUGCUCCAGGAGAUCCUGGAGAACUCGGAGAGCCUGCUGGAGCCCCGCGACCGGGGCCGGAGCGCCGCGGGCCUCCCAGGGCCGAGCCGCGAGAGCCCGCAGCUGCACGAGCGCGAGACCCCGCGGCCCGAGGGCGGCCCCCCGUCGCCGGCCGGGACGCCCCCGGAGCCCAAGCGGCCCAGGCCGGGGGCGUCCAAGGACGGCCUGCUGAGCCCGGGCGCCUGGAACGGCGAGCCCGGCGGCGGGGGCAGCCGGCCAGUCACGCCGACCGAGGGCGCGGGCCGCCGCAGCCCGGCGCGCGCAGCCAGCGAGCACAUGGCCAUCGAGGCGCUGCAGACGCCGCCCGCGCCCGCGCGGGAGCCCGAGGUGGCCCUCUACCGCGGCUACCACAGCUACGCCGUGCGCACCGCGCCGCCCGCGCCGCCGCCCUUCGAAGAGGAGCCCGAGCCCGAGGCCCCCGGGGCCGACUCGGCGCCCCCGUCCCCGGCCACCGCCCCCGUGCGUGUCCCCACGCCCUCGGGCCCCGAGUCCCCGGCCAAGCUGGAGCCCAAGCCCAUCGUCCCCAGAGCCGAGCCCAAGCCCAAGGCCCGCAAGACCGAGGCCCGAGGGCUGACCAAGUCCGGGGCCAAGAAGAAGGCUCGGAAGGAGGCAGCGCUGGCGGCGGAGGCUGAGGUCGAGGUGGAAGAGGUCCCCAACACUGUCCUCAUCUGUAUGGUGAUCCUGCUGAACAUCGGCCUGGCCAUCCUCUUCGUUCACCUCCUGACCUGACCCUCGUCUGCCAGAGCCAGGAGUUCCUGCUGAGGACACCGGGACCCGUCUUUUUGCAAUGCCAGGCAGGGAGGAGGACUGGAGUCUGGACCCGGAGCCCCAGUGUCCGGCUCACAUCUGCACCACAGACAUUUAAGGGGCCUCCCCGUGUGUCAGUGCUGGACGGUGGGAAGCGCCAAGAGGAAUAGAAUGUGUGUGUGUGGGGGGCCCUCCAGGAGCUCUCCCCCUGGCAGCAGGGAAAGCCCUGAGGGAAUCAGCUUCCCGAUGUGCUCCUGUCCCUCACCCGCUCCCUUGCCUUGUCCCUAAGUCACCCCCUCCCUGGGCUUUUGUGUGUUUUGGAAGAAGUCACUGAACCAAGAUAUUAAUAUUAAAUCCUACCCCUCUUUCUCUUAUUCACCCCCCCGCCACCUUUUUUUUUUAAGCUUCUGGCUGGUGGGCUGAGACGGCCCACAGAAGCAGAGGGAGUGAUGAAAUCCCUUGUGGUGGGCCAAGGAGACCCCUUGGACCGGUGCAGAGACCCUUCCUUUUGCAGCCUUAGCACCCCUGCCCUCCCCUUUGCCCCUUGGUCACAGACUUUCUGGAUGACAAUAGAGGACUGGACAAGCUCCCAUCCCAGAAUGCCGUGUUCCUGUCUCUUCCCACUGGUCCAGUUAGCCUGGACCAAUGGAAAAGGGGGCUUUGGCUGGGAACCCAGACGAUGGGGAGAGGAAACCAGGAGGGGCCGUUCCCAGGGUCCUUGUUUUUGAGUGUGUCUGAUCCUGAGACUGGGGCUGCAUUUAAAGCUUCCAGGGGGCUCAGGGUGGGAGCGAGUGAAAGGGGUCACCCUGUAGGUCCCCUGAGGCUGGCGAGAUGAAGCUACUGGGUGAUGCCUUGCGGAUUGACUUGUCUGCUUCCUCCCCCAGGGCUCCCUCUUAGGAAGCCCAGGGAAGCCCAGACAGACCUUCCUGGGACCGACUAUCAGGCAGGUGCUGACGACAGGCUGCUUGUCAAGAAGCACUUCCCAGGAAGAGAGGAUGGAGUCUGGGGCUCUGACUGGGUGCUUGGGGGUGCCCCUUCAGCUUGCUUGGCAGAAAAUGACAUUUGCAUGUACCUCACUUAAAGAUGUUUUGUACCACACUAGGUCUCUGGGCAUGGGGACAGGGAGGAGAGGGCUAUCCCCCUGCCGCAAGGAGAACAGACCGAAAGGGCUGCCAGGCCCCGGAAAGCCCAGGAAGGAUGCGGUGACGGCAUCCAAGGAGAGCUCGAGGGAGCGAUUGCUUUCCUGCCUUGCUUCUCUGGACCUUGGGGCCUUGGCAGUGUGGCCAGGUCUCCCCAGGGCAGCUCUGCGACCCAGAAGUUUGCCUCUUCAUGGGGUCAGCUUUCCCAUUUCGGCCUCAAUACUUGGGAACUUUCCCCCCAGCUUCAAACCUGAUGUUUCAAGCACCAUCUGGGCCUCAUGGCUUCGUUGGAAUCCUGGCUGCAUUUCUGCGGAGAGGAGCCUGUGGAUUCUCCCAUCCUCGGCCCAUCAGAGCUGUGGCUCUGCGUCUGGGUCUGUGGGAUUUUCUGGACUCCUAGGGAAUGAGGGGAUGGGGGAGGGUGGGGAGGGAGCCUUGCUCAGAGCUGUGGCUCCAGGUCUCCACACUGAGGUCACUGUCUGCAGCUUUUGGUCUGGUCCAGUGCUUGGGACAAACCUUUGGCUGUUGGGGCUCCGGGGCCCAGCUUUGGUUCAGGAUGCUGCAGUCUGUGCAAUAAUAAACCCGCAUCUGCUCACGGGCUCUGGCUGGGCUGCAGU